GCGUAUUUUUAAAUUCAGAAGCGUAUGUGCGCUUUGCUAUUAGAAACACUGCCGCGGAACAACAGAACUGUAGCUUAGCUUUCGACCAUUAUCUUCCUAAUAUAAACAAUAUCCAACACAAAAAAAGCACAGAUCUAAACAAAAUAAAUCAUAUUUUCUAAACAAAAGUUGUGUGCAGAUAAACGAUCGUCCACUUUUAAUAGCUCAAUUUAAUUUCGAGAAUGGUCAAAACUUUAUUGAAAUGAAGAUAAAUUGCCGGAAGGAAACACGGAGAAAAAAAAUGUCAUCACGAAAAAUUAUUUUCGACUAGGUUUUUGACUUAUAAAGUUUUAUUCAAAUUGCAGCUAAUGAUGCAAUCUACGCUAGCUCUUAAAUCAAUGAGCCAUGCCAGACACUCCACCAGCUAAAGCUUUUAAAAUGUCAGAAAUUAAUAUUGUCACCAUGCGAAAUAGUCAAAAUAUUUUUUUCUCAAUCGUAAACGAAACCGAAGCUGACAGAGUCCGAUUGUGCUCAGAACUAGUACAUGCCUACUACUCAAUCUUUAAUACAAAUCUAAAUAUUAAGAAAAUCCACGAUAAUGAACUUUUUUUGUGUAAAAAUCACAUUCUGUGAUCAUUCACUCUAGAUUAUAAUCGAGUAUUAUCAAUGUUUAAUGUCUCAAAAAGACAGAAUACUUUUAGUUUUAUCAAUUUUAGAAGGUAAAAUGCAAUAUUCAGCCGCUUUUCAUUUGUCUCUACAGGUUUCUAUCUAGGUCGAAAUUUUCCAUCACGUAGCGGUUUUUAUAUAACUAUUGAAGCAAAAUUCGAUGGUGAAAUAUUGACUACAGAUCCUGUCGAACAUUCGACAGUGCCGGAUGUGAAUCAAGAAUUAGCAUGGGAAUUAGAUAAGAAAACAUUGCAACAUCAUAAACUACAACGAAAUGUGAUCAAAUGUAACACAUUUGCCACUACAAAUGAUGUAAAAGAAAAUAUUGGCUAUUUUAUUAUUGAUGUUAGAUCAGUUAACAAUAAUCAGAAAAUUCAAUCGUACCAUCUAUUACAAACAAAGUAUCCCAACUCAAAACCAGAAUUUAGAAUAUGCAGUUACGUUGAAGAUGACUAUCAAAAAACGAGUUCAAAGUCUUUAUCUAAAAUUGCUCAAUCUCCAUCAAAAGCUUCACCAUUGGGCACAACAUCUUCAUCCUCGCUAUUAUCUAAAUCGAAGUUACAACCCGUUUUAGUUGAAGAGCAUGGCUAUUAUCUACUUGGACCAGACAUACCACAAGCCGAAAUAUUUUCACUUGCUAUCACAAUCAAUUUCGCCACAAAUCUGAUACAUUUGGUACCACCUCAAUAUAAUUUGUCAACAACAGAUGGCUUUUUCUUCUAUUACAAUCUUUUUGGCAAUGAUAUUACAUCAGAAACAUUUUAUGAUCUAUUAAAUCCAAAAUUUUACCCAGAACGAGCGAGUGUUCGUAUUCGUACUACUCAACAAAUAUUACGCUCCUACCUUGAAUCAUAUCAUCCAGUAGACUUUUCAUUUUGGUCGGCUAACGAUCUUUUAGGUAAAACAACAAUACCUUUACAUCGUAUUGUUCAACCUUUGCAAGGAACGAAAACAACGUUUGAUAUUCUAAAUAAAGAAUUUAUUCUCAGAUUGCACUCGCCAACAUUGAAAUUAAAAGAGAACCAACAACAGGAAGAUCAAGAGGAAGAUCAAACGAUGAAACCCACCGUCAUUGUUAACGUUAAAUUAGUAAGAGAAGCUGUGUCAGCAAAUGGAAACGAUGAAAUGACAAGAGCAACCACAGGAAUGGGAACGAUGAGUGCAGAACAGAAACGACGUCAACACAAUGAACAAACAAAUGCAGCAUCAGUAAUAGAUGAUCAAACAAUGAACACAGUUAAUUUAAAUAAGGCUAGUGACCGUCGUUUAUCACAAAAACAAAUUCGUGAUCUUUCCACCCAACAACGUGCUCAGUUAUUAUCUGUUAACAAUCAUGCUCUACCAUCCUCGAUAAAUGAAGAUUAUCACUCUAAUCAUGUGACUAAUAUCAAUGAUCCACCUCAACCACAUCCACAAACGUUCAAUUUUCCAAUAACAGCAACGAGUACUGGCUCAAUUUCUCAUCAUUUUUGUCUUUCUAUUGAUUUAAAAUCCAUUCGUAAUGUCAAAACCAAUCAUCCUCUCUAUCUUUAUUGUAAAUAUCAAUAUCCAUUUGUGGGCACAUUUACACCAAUCCUAACUCAUCCACCAAUAUCAAUUGAACGUUAUCAACAAGAUCUUCAAUUACCUCAUUCGUUUUGUACAUUUGAUUUUGCUUGUAUAUGGCAACAAUUAAUUGAUAAUUUCAAAUAUGAACCUAUUCAAAUUGACAUAUGUGUGAGAGAUAAAGGUGAACCAUCGCGAACAAAUAAGGAUUAUCUAUUUGGUCAAGUAAAAUUACCAUUAGACAAAUUGUUACAACAAGAAAAACAACGAUGUUCAAAUGCAAAUGGAAUUGCUGGUUGGAGACAAACAUUGAGUCAACUUUUAACAAUUAUUAAUUCAGCAAACGAAAAAUGUGGAGAAUUAUUCGUGAUUAUCUCAUUAGACGAUCUUGGUCCAUUAGAUUUGAAUAGCAUAGCACAACAAUACCGUUCACAAUCCGUUCCACCAAUACCACAACAAAAUAAUGGAUUAGAUAAUGUAUUUCAACGUCCGGCUGAAGAUGUCCAUUUACAAGCGACAUAUGAAUUACAAUUAUGGAAAGAAACAAAAGAACUUGAGUUUGAAAAAUAUUUACGAGAAAUUGAAGCGAAAAAAGUUUAUGAAAUAAUGGAAGCAUUCAAAGAAAAAGAUCGUGAUCGAGAAUCACUUUUACAGAAAAAAAUGAAAGAAUAUGUUGAUUUAGAAAGACAAAUGAAAAAAGCUGCUAUCGAAGUUGAAAAACGUGAAAAAUUAUUGGCUAAUAAUGAACAAACAAUUCAACGUUUACAAAAUGAUCUAAAACGUGAUUAUGAUCUUAAACAUAUUGAUAUGAGAGAAGCAUCAAAACGUUUACAAGAACAAUCUGAUCAUCAAAUAACAUUGGAAAAACAUAAAACAUUGGCAUUAGAAGAAGAAAUUAUUUCUUUAAAACGAACCGUAC
This is a messenger RNA of Didymodactylos carnosus, 3109 nucleotides long. Lineage: Eukaryota; Metazoa; Rotifera; Eurotatoria; Philodinida; Philodinidae. The record is from the annotation of a GenBank genome assembly.